GGAAGACCAGAUAUAGUGAAUGCAGGGUUCCGGGGAGACCAGAUAUAGUGAAUGCAGGGUCCGGGGAGACCAGAUAUAUAGUGAAUGCAGGGUCCUGGGGAGACCAGAUAUAGUGAAUGCAGUGUCCGAGGAGACCAGAUAUAGUGAAUGCAGGGUCCAGGGAGACCAGAUAUAGUGAAUGCAGGGUCCGGGGAGACCAGAUAUAGUGAAUGCAGGGUCCUGGGGAGACCAGAUAUAGUGAAUGCAGUGUCCGGGGAGACCAGAUAUAGUGAAUGCAGAGUCCUGGGCAGACCAGAUAUAGUGAAUGCAGUGUCCGGGGAGACCAGAUUUAGUGAAUGCAGGGUCCGGGGAGACCAGAUUUAGUGAAUGCAGGGUCCAGGGAGACCGGAUAUAGUGAAUGUAGGGUCCGGGGUGAAGUAAUACAUUUAGGGAACUGGGAGAAAAAAAAUACAUUUUGGGUUGUAUAACAAAAUAGUAAAUG
Molecule: messenger RNA, 481 nt
Organism: Staurois parvus
Lineage: Eukaryota; Metazoa; Chordata; Amphibia; Anura; Ranidae
Source: the annotation of a GenBank genome assembly